Molecule: messenger RNA, 1781 nt
Organism: Aphanomyces invadans
Lineage: Eukaryota; Oomycota; Saprolegniomycetes; Saprolegniales; Verrucalvaceae
Exons: 6
Coding region: 22-1557 (511 amino acids)
Molecular function (GO): protein binding
Source: RefSeq, a predicted model, not a curated record
CUCGAAAUUGGGUCGAGCGCCAUGAACGAGAACAAUGCGGUGGGUGAGUAUACUGUUGAGUAUGUCUUCCACGAGUGUGGCGAUCUCGGCAUGUGUCUUAAGUUUCCAACCAACGGCGACGUAAUUGUUCAAAAACUCGAACCUGUCAUCGGUCUUGCCGAGCGUUCUUGCCCCAAUUUGCAAGAAGGCGACGUGUUGGUGUCAAUAAACGAUACGCCGACGACCGACAUGGCAUUCUCUGACGUGAUGAAGCAUCUUCGCGAUACUCUUGCCGCGUCGUCCGCAAAAGGCUUGAAGACGUCAUUGACGUUCGUUCCAGUGGAGGGGUCGUUUGACACUGCAGAGAAGGCUGUCGAGAACUGGCGACGACAGGAACAAAGCUUCAAGGACGACGGGGAAUUCGAAGUGGACUUUCCACCGUCACAACCACUCGGAUUUCGUUUGACGGAGAGCUAUAUCAUGGCAAAACCACUAUGUCUCGAGUCGACAUCGCUGUCCGAGCUUACUCCGCUUUUGCAUCACGCGAUUGUUCAAGUCAACGACCAUCUCGUGCUCGGGGCGCCAUUCCAAGACGUACUACAAUUACUACAGGAUGCAGCCUCCUUCCCCAAACAGAUUUGGUUUUGGAAACUCGCUCCAGGCCAUGACAGGGUGUACAAGGUCGUGACCAUUGCAAGCGCCGCCCUGCUCCAGACCAUGCAGUUAUCGCCCGUCGACUUGAUGUUCGAAGUGCCUAUCGUGCAUUCAAUCUUACCCACACCACGAUCCAAGUUGCCCGUCACCGCGCCGCCGUCGCAUUUUCUUUGCCAACCGCCCAUUCGCAACGACGGGAUACGAAAGGAGCAAUACUUAAUGGCCAUCAACGGCAUAUCCACGCUGACCGUGCCCAACGCCGACAACACCGCGUCCGCCGAGUCGUCUGUUUCGAUGCUGCAUCGUGUGAUGGAAUCAUCAUUGCAUCUUCCUCGGCGUCUCUCCUUUCGAGACAUUGAGCUGUACAAAAGCGAAUUCCAAUCCAAGCGACCUUUGUCCCCGUGGAGACGUACUGUCCGCAGCACAGAGUCCUCUAGCGCACCCCGCGGCCCACUAGCAGAUGCUGUGACGAUACAAGUUGUGUCCAAGCCAUUUUCAGCCCUCGUCACAGAGAAUGCAACCUCAAUACCACAUGUCGACCCGACCAUCGAGCCUGUUCGACGCAAGUGGCAGCAUGGGAAGAGUCGUUGUGUGGAGAUUUCACCGUCAACAGGUCCACUCGGCCUCCAGCUCGAGACGGACUUUUCAUCCAAGUUCACAGUGUUCAAGCGCUACGUUCGCACAAACACCGUGAAGAGAAAAACGAUAUGUGUUGGCGACCGCAUCUUGUUUGUCAAUGGAGUUCCCGUGAAAGAUAUACCAAAGGAAAAACUGGAGCAGCUCAUCAAGGGCCACGCCGAGCCCCGGAAAUUCACUGUCGGACGAACGAAAACGUCGCCGAAAGGCCCAUGGAGCGCCAUCUCGUCGUGGAUUCACCACUUGCGAUCGACACCACAAAUACGGCAUUUUCACCCCAUUCAAUGACAAAGGCUCGGUACAAACUCAAUUCAUGGUGGACUCGAUCGCCACAGAACGGAGCCCAUACCACCCAUGUUUUCCAACGAUUGCAAACACAUCCACGUCAGCACUUGUGUCGGACUCAACCCUUCGUCUAGGCGGCACUUCUCGCUGCUAACGCGACAGUCCGCACCUUCUGCACUGCAUCAAGCGCUAACUUGCAAAGAAUUCGCCUUCUUCACACACUUUCC